Gadus macrocephalus (Pacific cod) is the source of this 1307-nucleotide messenger RNA. Its product is annotated as inositol monophosphatase 1-like. The record is from RefSeq and is a predicted model, not a curated record. The transcript is spliced from 9 exons. Bases 176 to 1021 code for a protein of 281 amino acids. Lineage: Eukaryota; Metazoa; Chordata; Actinopteri; Gadiformes; Gadidae. Gene Ontology annotation, biological process: inositol metabolic process; signal transduction; phosphatidylinositol phosphate biosynthetic process. Gene Ontology annotation, molecular function: inositol monophosphate 1-phosphatase activity.
UCACCUCGCUGAGGAAAUAUGCAGGGCGUUGCUAGUACUUUUCCGUCAGUGUCUCGGUGUCAGAUAGAGGCCGUCCUUUAAAUGCAGCGCUCCCACACCAGAUCAGGGCAUUAACAGAUUAAAGCUCCCUCCAACAAGUCUGCAGACAGUAACUCAACACAACAAAACAAACAAGAUGUCUGACCCAUGGAAGGAAUCGUUCGAUCAUGCCGUUGCUGUAGCUCGCAAGGCUGGAGUGGUUAUCCGAGACGCCCUUCAGAACGAAGUGAAGGUGAUGACCAAGAGCUCCAGUGUGGACCUGGUCACCCAGACGGACCAGAGGGUGGAGAAGAUCAUCAUCUCCUCCGUCAAGGAGAAGUUCCCCACACACAGUUUCAUCGGGGAGGAGUCGGUGGCCGCCGGCCACCCGUGUAUUCUUACAGACGACCCCACCUGGAUCAUCGACCCCGUGGACGGAACCACCAACUUUGUGCACGGGUUUCCGUUCGUGGCAGUGUCCAUCGGCUUUGCGGUCAACAAAGAGCUGGAGUUCGGCGUGGUGUACAGCUGCAUAGAGGACAAGAUGUACACGGGCAGGAAAGGGAAGGGCGCCUUCUGUGACGGAGAGAAACUCGAGGUUUCUGAUGUGAAAGAUAUCAGGAAGUCAAUGAUCAUCAGUGAGCUGGGCUCCAACAGGGACGAGGAGACCGUCAGCAAGAUCUUCUCCACCAUGAAGAAGGUCCUCUGUAUCCCUGUGCAUGGGCUGCGCGGGUCGGGCACGGCGGCCACCAACAUGUGCCUGGUGGCCUCGGGGGCGGUGGAGGCCUUCUUCGAGAUCGGGAUCCACUGCUGGGACGUGGCCGCCGGGGCCGUCAUCGUCACCGAGGCUGGGGGGUUGCUGCUGGAUGUGGACGGUGGGCCGUGGGACCUGAUGUCCCGGCGGAUGAUGUCGGCCAACAACAAGACGAUCGCGGAUCGGCUAAUCAAGGAGAUCGACGUGUUCCCGGCAGAGCGCGACGACGUCGUGAAGUCCAAGAAGUGACGCGGCGCACACGUCGACGUUUCUCAUGUUCACCUCCGAUGAAACCCUUUAACCUGGGGCUUCCUGAUUAAUAGAUAUGUUAUGAUUGUUUUAUGUUGACAAUACGCUAAAUAAACGCCAGGUUGGAGAGGUCUCCUAAAGGUCGUGGCAGAUGGGCUAAUGACCUACCCCACCCGGUGGUGUGGUGGAUCAUUUGUAGCCCAUCCCACAUACAUAACGGUGAAGAUAGUUUGAUAGGAGAUCGCAAUAAGUUGCUUUUGACUCAAUAAAAGUAUUUUCUAUUUUG